AAGACUUUCUCCCCUCAUUCGAAGUAGCAAUAAUAAGUACAACUAUUUUGAUCUCUCAUCUUCUUCUUUCAAAAUCCAGAAAAUUCAAGACAAAAAACCCUUUUUACACUUUGACCCCUCAACUUCUUCUAAUUUACUUUCCUAAAGCCCUCCAAGAACCCCAUCAAGAUUCAAUCUUCUUCAUCAAUUCCAACCCAUAACUUCUGCUUAAUUCUGUUUUGACCCCAUUUCUCACUCUUCUACCACCAAUGUCCAACUCGGAAGAUUUCGGUUUGACUCGCUACCGUGGCACCGAACGGUUCUACAAUCCACCGGCGGUUCGGAGAUACCAUGAGUCGCAAAAGAAGCAUCAGCCAUCGCCGCGGAGGCAGUUAUGGAAGUCGUUGAAGUAUGAGUCCCGACUCGACUCGUCUGAUGCUGAGGCUCGGACUGACUCCGAAGAAUCGACAUUGUCGAGGCCUAACUCAGUUUCUUUGCCUUCUUCUUCGUCUUCUUCUUCUUCACGAGACGCUGCUUCGUCUAAUUUGGAUCGUAUUAUUGAAUCGGUUACUCCAUAUGUUAAAGCUCAAACCUUCCCCGAGGCAAGAAUGAGAGGAUGGAGUCCUGAAGAAGCAUUUUACUAUCUCGAGGAUCUGUGGGAAGCGUUUAGAGAAUGGAGUGUAUAUGGGGUGGGAGUGCCUUUGUUACUGAAUGGAUGUGAUUUGGUUAAGCAGUACUAUGUUCCCUAUUUAUCAGGCAUACAGUUGUAUGUAAAUCCACAAAGGUUGAGUGAUGUUGGAAGUGGCAACUGGGAAGCAGAAAGAUGGACGAAUGGUGUUGUUGUUAAUAGAGGACAGAGUCGACACAAUCUUAUGAACUUGAAUGCACAGAUGUUGUACGGACUUAGUUUGAGAGAUUCACAUCCUUUUAGUCCAUCAAGUAACUCACCAGGGAAACCUAUAUAUGAAUACCUUGAAACGGAACCACCAUAUGUUCGUAAACCUUUAUAUGAUCAGAUUUUGAAUCUUGCGUCUAAAUUUCCAGGGCUCAAUGUGUACAGAAGCUGUGAUAUAUUGCCUGCUAGUUGGUUCUCUGUUGCAUGGUACCCAAUAUACAGAAUACCUGUUGGCCCAACUCUACAAAGUCUUGAGGCAUCUUUUCUUACGUUCCAUCAUUUAUCGAUGCAUUCUCCAGGCAAAAAUCAGCCAGGGUCGCAUGUUGCUGCCUGUGCCAGGAAGGGCGACGCUUUAAAAAUCUCUUUACCCAUUUUUGGUCUUGCUUCCUACAAGUUAAAAGAUUCAAUUUUGUUACCUGGGGAAUCCGAAGAACGGAAGCAGGCAAGAGCUUUACUCUUGGAUGCUAAGAAUUGGCUGCAGUGCUUGGAUGUCAAACUUCCUGAUUUGGAAUUUUUUCAAUCCCGCAAUAUUGGAAGAGGUUAACAAGGUCAGAUCUUCCAAAGCUCUUUAUUGUACAACACAAGGAGUCAAAUGAAAUGUGUUCAUGGGUACCACAAAAACAGCUCGAUUUUCGGCCUUAUUUUUUCAAAUACUUGUGCAUGUUUUUCACCAUGGAAGAAGCAUAUCAGUUGUCACAAGAGAUUAGGAGAUUUGUGAGGCUGCCUUCUAUUGUUGGAAGGAUAAAGUAUGCAGUUGUUUGUGGGCAUCAAAUGAGUUCAUAUGAUUGGCAAGCUAUAUGGUCUCAUCAUUUUACCAAGUAAUGAGACAUUGUUUUCUAAGUUGCUGUGUGCCCAUGAUUCUUUAACAAAUAUUUGACAUAAGUGACAAUACAUAUCUUCAUAAGAAUCUGAUAGUGGCUUUCAUGA
Humulus lupulus (European hop) is the source of this 1801-nucleotide messenger RNA. RefSeq lists its product as uncharacterized. Bases 249 to 1418 code for a protein of 389 amino acids. The record is from RefSeq and is a predicted model, not a curated record. The transcript is spliced from 6 exons. Lineage: Eukaryota; Viridiplantae; Streptophyta; Magnoliopsida; Rosales; Cannabaceae.